AUGAUGAAUAAUUUCAACAAGUUAGAUCCAGAGAUGAUUCAUACUCACAUCCUUCCGCGUCUCGACGGCACUACCUUAACUGUCUUAUCCUCUGUCUCCUCCGAAUUCCGUCACAUGAUCUCCAAAAACAAUGAACUAUGGAAGAACAUUUGCACCUCUACCUGGCCUUACUUACACCAUUGGAACCUCAGUCAAAUCAUCUCUACCUUCCCUCAUGGAUACUGUUCCUUCUUCUCCGAUGCAUUCCCUUCCCUUCAUCAUCAUCAUCAUCAUCAUAAUAGUAGUUAUAAUUUUCAGUCUCAGUCUCAAUCUCAAUGUAUUGAUCUUCCUCCCACGAAAGAUUUGAUCUACGCCAUUGAUAUAUAUCUCGAGGGAGAGGCAAAUCCUAUGCUUACAUCAUCAGUUCGAUCUCAAGAAAAAACUUUUCUUAGGUUGUACACCAAUAGAUCGCACACCGAUUCACAUGAUUAUUUUCAAGAGAAUUUCAGGUUGAAUUGGAUCGUCGUCGAUCCAACUGGAAAGCGUGCUGGAAGCUUGUGUCAUUCUAGUUGUAAACGGAUUCGGUUGAAGAAAGCUUAA
Molecule: messenger RNA, 579 nt
Organism: Vicia villosa (hairy vetch)
Lineage: Eukaryota; Viridiplantae; Streptophyta; Magnoliopsida; Fabales; Fabaceae
Product: F-box protein At3g44326-like
Exons: 1
Coding region: 1-579 (192 amino acids)
Molecular function (GO): protein binding
Source: RefSeq, a predicted model, not a curated record